CCAAUCGACAACAUGGCUAACUUCCAGUUCCUCAGCGUUGCCUCCAGCCUGCUUCUACUCCUGGCUCCCACCUGGGCGGGUUUGAUUGCCCAGCCGACCAUCAGCUAUGCUGGCGACGAGCACGCGGUGGCCCACACCCAGCAGAAUGUCGUCAGGAGCUUCGAUGGCACCGUCUCGCACUACGCCAAGUCGCUGGCCACGCCCUACUCGCAGGUCCACAAGCAGGACACCCGGAUCAGCAACAAUGUCUAUCAGCCGGCGGUGGCCAAGACCUUCAGCUAUGCCCCAGCUCCAGUUCCAGUCUCGGUCCCAGCUCCGGUUUACGCCCACCAGGCUCAUCAGGAACCAACCCAGCUGUUUACCCAGGCAUCGCCCGUUUACCAUCAGGCUGCCCAUGUCCAGACUCCAUCGGUUUACCAUCAGGCUGCCCAUGUCCAGACUCCAUCGGUUUACCAUCAGCCCGCUCAGGUGCAGAGCUACCACCAACCUGGUCAUGUGGAGACACCCUCUGUGUACCAUCAGAGCGCCCACUACAGCCAGCAGCCCGCCGUCAUCCAAUAUUCCCCGGCUGAGAGCGUGUCCCACAUGAGCUUCGAUGGCUUCGGUACCCACUACGGAUUUUAG
This is a messenger RNA of Drosophila teissieri, 624 nucleotides long. Its product is annotated as cuticle protein LPCP-23. The record is from RefSeq and is a predicted model, not a curated record. Lineage: Eukaryota; Metazoa; Arthropoda; Insecta; Diptera; Drosophilidae. The transcript has 2 exons. Bases 13 to 624 code for a protein of 203 amino acids.